Messenger RNA from Penicillium odoratum, 1224 nucleotides. RefSeq names its product NAD(P)/FAD-dependent oxidoreductase. Gene Ontology annotation, molecular function: NADH dehydrogenase activity. The transcript has a single exon. The coding region runs from base 1 to 1224 and encodes 407 amino acids. The record is from RefSeq and is a predicted model, not a curated record. Lineage: Eukaryota; Fungi; Ascomycota; Eurotiomycetes; Eurotiales; Aspergillaceae.
AUGGCAAGAAUAGUCAUUAUCGGCGCUGGCUUUGCUGGUGUUUGGAGCGCCCUUUCAGCCAAACGACUGGCCACCCUUGUGAACAAGGAAAGCAGCCUAGAAAUCCAAGUCAUCGCUCCUGAGCCGUCCUUGGUCAUGCGUCCACGACUCUACGAAGCCAACCCAUCCAGAAUGACUCACCCCCUUGGCCCUCUCUUCAAAGAGGCAGGAGUAUCUUUUUUGCAAGGUAUCGUUCAGAGCAUCGACACCAAGACAAACACAAUCCAAGCCCGAUCCAUUGAAGGAGUGGAAUCAACGGUCCAAUAUGACCGCCUGAUUCUAGCCGCUGGUAGCUCCGUCGUGCGCCCCCGUGGAAUCACCGGCAUUGAACAAAAUGCUUUCGACGUCGAUUCCUUAGCCUCCGCAGAGAAACUUGAUGCUCACAUCCAGAGCCUCGCCUCUCUUCCAGAAAGCCCCUCCCGCGAUACGAUCGUUGUAUGCGGCGCCGGGUUCACAGGCAUCGAAGCCGCAACCGAGCUACCGAAAAGACUCACUCAUCUCAGAAAUACCCGCGUUAUCUUGGUCGGCAAUGCAGAUCACGUUGGUCCCGAUCUUGGACCCCCUCGCCCCGUUAUCACAGAAGCUCUAACUGAGCUCGGAGUCGAGCUGAGGCUUGGAUCUGCAGUUACAGCAAUCGAUUCAGAUGGCGUAACUCUUGCAUCUGGGGAGCAAAUUGAGACAAAAACGGUGAUCUGGACUGCUGGAGUAAGGGCUACGCCUUUGACACAGCAGAUUCCUAGUGAGAGGGACCCUCUUAACCGCCUUCGUGUUGAUCAGCAUCUGCGCGUGUCAUUCGUGAACAAUGUCUUCGCGACUGGUGAUGCUGCGUGUGCUCUUGCUGAUACACAAGGACAUUAUGCUUUGAUGUCCUGUCAGCACGCUCUUCAGCUUGGUCGCGUUUCAGGACAUAAUGCUGCGGCGGAUCUUCUCGGAGAGCCGUUGACUGAUUAUCAGCAAGCCUCUUAUAAUUGUUGUCUGGAUCUUGGUGCUUGGGGGUCUGUUAUUUGCGCGGGAUGGGAGAAGGAGGUUAGUCUUACUGGAUUUGAGGCUAAGAAGGUCAAGUGCUAUAUCAACCAGAAGUUGAUCUACCCUCCUGCUAAGUGGGAACAGGCACUGACUUUGGCGAAUCCGGUUGGUCCUGACUCUGACGAACUUUUUAGGCAGAUCAAAGAAGCGAUUGCCUAG